Messenger RNA from Arabis nemorensis, 801 nucleotides. The record is from the annotation of a GenBank genome assembly. Lineage: Eukaryota; Viridiplantae; Streptophyta; Magnoliopsida; Brassicales; Brassicaceae.
AUGAGGUCAGCCCACGUAGCGAGUCUUUGUUGCUGCAUUCCAAGUCUGAAGAAGAUCUUUCUCCAAAGCUGGGCGCAUCUUCUUUUGAUCUCAUUCUUAAAGUUCAAUCUUAAAUUCAGCUUUCCAAGUGCAAAUGUCAUAACUUUGCUUCAGCUGCUUUGUUCUUGUUUUAUUUUGUAUGUGAUGAAAUAUUUUAAGAUCAUAUCCUUCAAUACCGAUAAAUCCAAGAGCGAGCAUGGCAACAAUUUGUUGACUCUUGUUUCGGCAAGACGUUUGGUUCAGAUUAUCCCUCUCGCAUUCACGUAUCUACUUUAUAUGCUAGUAACGAUGGAGUCCGUACGUAAUAUCAAUGUUCCAAUGUACACUACCCUUCGACGCACUAUAAUAUUUUUUACGAUGAUCAUGGAAUAUUUCCUUUCUGGUCAAAAGCAUUCAGUUUCAGUCAUCGGCAGUGUGGCAAUAAUUAUAUUAGGAGCUAUUAUUGCUGGAAUCCGAGACUUAUCAUUUGAUGCUUAUGGGUACGGACUGGUGUUCACAGCAAAUAUAUGUACUGCGACUUAUCUUGCCUUGAUCGCCCGCAUCGGUGAAUUAGAAGCCAUGUUAUCCUUUCCUCAUCUCUACUCUCUUGGCUUUCAGGUGGUGAUAUGUCUUUCAUGUAUGUUGGCUUUCUUGAUAAAUUACUUUGUGUUCCUCAAUACAACCCUUAACUCAGCACUCACACAUUCAAUAUGUGGUAAUAUGAAGGAUCUGUUUACAAUUGCACUAGGUUGGCUUAUAUUUGCUGGACUUCCUUUUGAUUGG